CUGUCACUCAGCACAGAGGCCACACAGACCUGAGCGGGAAGAAGGAAGGCUCUAGAUCUUUUGUAACUUUCCAGCAAGAACAUGCCCUGGGAAACUCGGCAUGAAAUGCUGUUUGCUCUUCUGCUCUAUCUUGCUUGCCUUCUACCUGAGGUCAUGAUGGACCAAAAGACUAAGGAAGACUAUUGUCGUUUCAACACCACAGUACUGCUGAUGGGGACCAAUCUGAAUGCUUCUUCGAUCUUUAAUGUGGAGUGGCAUGCACAGCUAAAUGGGAGAGAAAAGGUCUCCAUCCUAACAUACUCACCCGGCUCCAACAACAUCUAUAUUAAUGAAAGUUACAGGAAGAGAGUUGUCUUUUCUCAUCUGAACUUUUCCUUGACGAUACAUUAUGUGACUUUCAGCGACGAAGGAGUCUAUACGCUGACCAUCCAGCUGCUUAACAGUCAGCAACAGAUUGGCAGGACAAAAGUCACAGUGAUCAUACCUGUAUCGAACGUGCACAUCACCAGUGAGACAUCUGUUCCUCAUCAGGGGAAAAACAUCACCUUGAAUUGCCUGGGAAUGGCAGGAAAUGCCAUGUCCUACUCCUGGCAGAAAUGCAACCAGCCUUUGCCAAUUGGAAACCGCACCAUCCUAUCUAAGGACAACGCAUCCCUGACCUUCAUUAACAUACAGCAAUCUGACAUUGGGAACUACAGAUGUGUGGCCCAGAAUGCUCUCAGCUCUGGGCAUAAAGACUUCAUCCUGCAGCUUUGUGCUGAGACUGGUGUCUCUCCCUGUUGGAGCUAUGGCAUUUACGGGUACCCUGGCUAUCUGGGCUACGCUAUUGUCCUCUUCUACAUCUUCAGCUGGGUGAAAAGGACCAGGAAAAGCAGCUCCAAAGGCCAGUCAGAUGCCAUUUAUGAAAACACGGCUUUUGAAAACACCCCCACAAACAACGGUAAAAGAGUUCCCCCUGUCUACAUAAGACACAUCAAGAAGUAAUCUUAAAGGGAGGAAGAAAGACUGGUUUCUAUUCAGAGUGGCUUUGUUUUAUUAUGUGUAUAAAAUACUCUGCCUGUCCUGCUAGCGUGCACGUCCCAUUGCUGAUGGUGAGAAACAGCUCCAGGAUGAAAGAAAGAAAGAACGAAAGAAAGAACAAAAGAAAGAGCUCUAUAGAUGGAGCGAAACUGCCUUUCUGCACACUAGCUGCAUGCACCUGUCUACCUACCUCUGGUACUUACAUGAACUCCUGCUUCCAAAAUAUCUGAGCACAACCUUUAAUUAUUUACUUAGCCUCACAACACCCAUUUGUUUCCCCAUUUUACAGAUGGGGAUCUGAGAUGCUAAGUGACAUGCCCCAGAUUACACAGAGAGUCUGUGGGCUUGUCUACACCACGCAGCUUUUAGCUAAAUGUCAGCGUGUGUAAACGCUCUUUUUCGGUACUUUGUUGGCACUUUUGUCAACAAAAUACUUCCAGCCCCGCAAGGGGCAUUAGCUUUGUCGGCAGAAGAGCACUCCUGUCGACAAAGCCGCGUUCACACUGCCAUUUGCGUCGGCAAAACUUUUGUCUUUCGCGAGGGGGGCUUUUUUAAGUACCCGUGAAAGACAAAAAAAAUUCGACAACUUCACAGUGUAGACCAACCCUCAGACAGAGAAGGAAAUUGAAUCCCAGUUUCCCAAGUCCCAGACUAGUCCUCCCAACCAUUGGACCACCCAGCAUCAACUCGUGUUGGUGAACAUAUGCAUUGUCCUUCUGGGAGGGAGACCUCUCCAAUGUUUCCAUUUUUAUGCAUAGGCAUUACUUCAUUUACAUAAGUGACACCAAGCUACAGCAUUGCAAAAUAAAGGCACUGUGCUCAGUGUCUCCCCAAGUUGCCUCAUCCCCCACCAUGUUGUAGGUCAGGGGUUGGCAACCUUUCAGAAGUGGUGUGCUGAGUCUUCAUUUAUUCACUCUGAUUUAAGGUUUCAUGUGCCAGUAAUACAUUUUAAC
Malaclemys terrapin pileata is the source of this 1973-nucleotide messenger RNA. RefSeq names its product hepatocyte cell adhesion molecule-like. Lineage: Eukaryota; Metazoa; Chordata; Testudines; Emydidae. The record is from RefSeq and is a predicted model, not a curated record. Bases 82 to 984 code for a protein of 300 amino acids. The transcript is spliced from 6 exons.